This is a messenger RNA of Nematostella vectensis (starlet sea anemone), 1084 nucleotides long. Its product is annotated as methyl-CpG-binding domain protein 2. The coding region runs from base 184 to 969 and encodes 261 amino acids. The record is from RefSeq and is a predicted model, not a curated record. The transcript has 2 exons. Lineage: Eukaryota; Metazoa; Cnidaria; Anthozoa; Actiniaria; Edwardsiidae. Gene Ontology annotation, molecular function: DNA binding.
AUCCUCGUUUUCGACGCCAUAUUGGUUUACCCUUGUCGGACAAGAGCAAGAAAGAGUUGCGUCAAAUUUUUCUCAUUUCGUGGUCAUCAUCAAUUCAUUUUGCCCUUUGGUUUACAAACUAACAGUUUGCCUGAGAGGAAAGUUUCAGCAUUUUUCGUAUCUUAUGUCUUUCUGUUCGUCGUAAUGGAAGAAAAGCCGGUUCGAGUCACUUGUCCCAGUUUGCCGAAAGGAUGGCUACGAGAGAUUGUUUUGAGAAAGUCUGGUGUUUCGGCCGGUAGAUCCGACGUCUAUUACUACAGCCCUGAUGGAAAGAAAUGUCGCUCUAAACCACAGCUUGAGAAGGAGCUCGGAGGAGUAGACCUGACGGACUUUGAUUUCCGCAGUGGAACAUUCUGUCGCCGUAGUAAACGUCAGAGGAGUCAACCCAAUUUCUCCCGGGAUCUGAAUGGUGCAAUUCCAAAUUCUCCUGUUAGACAGUCUACAAAGUCAUUCUCCAAACAACCAGUUUCUUACUAUCCCGGCAGACAAGCCAAGAAGCAAAAGGUUGAGCCUAUAAAUUCCAAAAUUGAUAAAGAAAAACCGAAACAGCUGUUCUGGGAAAAACGAAUUCAAGGGCUUACUGCUGUAAAUGCUGAAGAUGAAAGAAAGCUGGAUGCAUUCAAUCUCGGCAAGACAUUUCGGGUAAUAGGUCCUGGCAUGGAUGAGAAAGCAUUGGUCCAUGCACUAGUCACAAAUAUACACACAAAGUCAAGCAUUAAAGGUCAAAGCAUGUCAUUAGUUGCCCUAGAAAAACACCCUGAGAUCUGGAUCAAUGUAGAUCAACCCCCUUGUGCCCCGUUCGUUAUAACGGAUGCCGAUAUCAAAGCACAAGAGGAGCGAGUUUCAAGGCAAAGACAAAAGCUUGCAGAAGCUAUAGCUGAACAUAAGCAGCUUAAAUACAAAAGCUUAUUUAUAACAGCAAGAUCAUAACAAGUGACUUCCUUACUGAUUACUAAUGGGAUAUUUUCUAUAUACAUUUUGUAAAAAGAUAUAGCUGAAAAGGAUGCAAUAAAAGCUGCUGGAUAUUUUUUUCAUCAUCUCCAAA